Molecule: messenger RNA, 627 nt
Organism: Phytophthora sojae
Lineage: Eukaryota; Oomycota; Peronosporomycetes; Peronosporales; Peronosporaceae
Exons: 3
Coding region: 1-627 (208 amino acids)
Source: RefSeq, a predicted model, not a curated record
AUGGAGACAGCAGAUGACGUCACGAGGGACCCCACCACAACGACUUACGCCGUCUAUCAGUCUGCAGGUUUCCCUGACUACGCACCGAACCACAACGGCGGGACGGGGCCACUCAAGGAUCGCUUCAAUGUGGACGAGUACCGGGCGAUCAUGGAGACCCGACCGGGCGAGCGGAUGUACAAGCGUCAUGUCAUCAACCUCCUCUUCCACAAGCGUUACGCCCUGGGAGUGAAGGCCCACGUCGUGCUGACCAAGAUCGUGAAGUUCAUGAAGGACAACGCGCUGGUCAUCUGGUACGCGGGACACUGGAAAUACGCCGAAUUGAUCACCAAACUUCUGGAAGCAGGGGCCCCGAAGACGAUUCCGUACGAGCCGGGCAUCUGGGUGUAUCCUGCGAAGGUCUGUCCCUGGAUCCUGUUUGACAAAUCCGAGAAGAAACCGGAUGGGAAGCCGUACACGGUGGCCGAGCAGCUCGAAAUCCUGGAUCGCGAAGAACCGGCUCACGUCCAGUGGACAGGGUGGGCCCUCGAUAGUAUCAUCGCGGAUCGUCCGGCGCACAUCCGGAAAAUGCUGCUGUCUCCCGAUGAGCGUGCCAACAACUGGGUCUGCGCUGAUCACCGUAGCUAG